Molecule: messenger RNA, 1039 nt
Organism: Scophthalmus maximus (turbot)
Lineage: Eukaryota; Metazoa; Chordata; Actinopteri; Pleuronectiformes; Scophthalmidae
Gene: haus2
Product: HAUS augmin like complex subunit 2
Exons: 7
Coding region: 348-968 (206 amino acids)
Biological process (GO): centrosome cycle; spindle assembly; microtubule nucleation
Cellular component (GO): centrosome; HAUS complex; mitotic spindle microtubule
Source: RefSeq, a predicted model, not a curated record
ACAAUAUAAGUAUAUAGGCAUAAUUAAUUGUCCCUAUAAACCCUAACCCUUUACACAUAAUACAUGAUCUCAUGUAUGUGUAUGAGUGUGUACAGUGGAUAAUAUAAUCAGAAGUUAUAAAUACAUGUAGAAGGACUUGUUUUUUAACGGUGUAGUUUCCCCUCCGUCCUGAGGGGGCGGUGUCUGCGCGGGGAACGUUCAAGCUGCUGAAUCGAUCAGCACAAGAAGAAGCAAAUCAACUGGUCGCGCGGGCUCGGUUCAGACUUGUUUAUAUACAGUCUAUGGUUCAGACGCGGUUCUCCGGUGUGAACGGCGAGAAAAAAAAACACUGAGCUGCUUCCCGAACGAUGCAGCGGGACUUGUCCGUGUUCUCGGUGACUCCGGCCGCGAGCCUGUUGUCCAGAUGUGUGUCCAGAGGAGCGCUGUCUCAGGAGGAAAUAGACUUCUCCGCCAGGCAAAGUCCUGCCUUCUCCUCUCACCUGCAAGAGGCUGAGCAGCGAAUCAGAACACAGAGACAGCUGGAUGAGUCGCUUCUUCUUCUGCUGUUGCAGCUGCAGCUGGAGGCGGAGCUUCUGCAGGUGGAGAGGGAGAGCGCCCACGUCACACAUGUUCGAUCCCUCGCUCGCCGGUUCCAGAUGCUGCAGAUGUUCUGUGAUCACCUGCAGCAGCUGCUGAAGGAGCAGAACAGGCUGAGGCAGAGACUGAUGACUCCACUGGGUCGCACCAACCUGCCGGUUCAGGCUCACCUGCACAGGUCUGUGGUUGAGGUUGUGAAUGUUCUGCUGGACUUCAUCGACACCCUGGAGGAGAAGCUGGACUCGGUCCACAGCUGCACCACCACCAGAGACCGGAUCACUCAGCUGGUCAGUCCUAACACCUCUCUCGCCCGGCUGCUGACUCAGGCUGCAGAGCUGCAGACUCUGUCCAAUCAGGUUCUUCAGUUGAAGGAAGUGGGACGUGACCUGUGACCUUUGACCCCUCACAUUCACCUUCCUUGUCUUGUUUUAGUUUUUGUAAUAAACUCAGUUUGUGGUGGAAA